GUGUUUCCUCAUAUCUUCAGUCAGAUGUAGGCCUGCUGCUUUUAAAGAGUGCCCCUGCACAGCACACGGUGACCUGAAAACCUUGUGACCAGUACAGGGUCUCUCUUCAAGGAGCCCCCUCCCCUCCGUUAAAGAGGCCUAUAUUUAGGUCCAACUACCACCAGGGACACAACAGUGAGUGUGGGAGUGCUGGUGUGAGAGGUUGUCAGUUGAUGGCUGUCCACGAGCAGUGACAGUAUUUCCAGCAAAUAAAGGAACUAAAAGCGGUCAUUGGAGUCAGGGAGGACACAGGAAAUUUCUCUUGGCUGUUUUGCAAGUUCAAGUUCUGUUUCUGCAAGUAAGGAGGGACUGCUGAGGGUUUGGUUUUUUUUUUAGCUUUUUGCAGGUUAUAAACUGUCUGAAAUAGGAACGCCAAAAGCUGAGGAGUUUACUGAUAAAAUGGGGGACAAGAAAUAUGAAGGUCAAGUGCCUCUUGUUGAAGAUACAAAGGUGACAGUGCUUCUUGAAAGUGAAGCAUCAUUCAGGCCUGACGACAAAGCCGAUUACCCCGUUGCUGGGGCUAACUCGAUCUACUCUGCGAUUCUAAGCAGAAAUGAGGCAGUCAAGGAUGCCAAGCGCCUUAAGACUUUUUUGGAAUUGCGAGACAAAUAUGUGAAGAAGAAGGUGGUUUUUGAAGACCCUCUGUUUCCUGCAAAUGACUCCUCGCUCUUCUACAGCCACAAACCUUCUAUCAAGAUUGAGUGGAAACGUCCCUCGGAAAUUUGUGAAAACCCCCAGUUCAUCAUAGAUGGAGCCAACAGGACAGACAUCUGUCAAGGAGAAUUGGGUGACUGCUGGCUGCUGGCUGCCAUCGCCUGUCUGACAGUGAACGAGAAGCUGCUGUACAGAGUGAUUCCACCAGAUCAGAGCUUCACUGAGAACUACGCUGGCAUCUUCCAUUUUCAGUUCUGGCGUUAUGGCGAAUGGAUUGACGUGGUUGUGGACGACCGCAUCCCCACCUGCAACAACCAGCUGGUUUUCACCAAAUCUUUCAGAAAGAACGAGUUCUGGAGUGCCCUUUUGGAAAAAGCUUAUGCAAAGUUGCACGGGUCCUAUGAGGCACUGAAAGGGGGUAACACUUUGGAAGCCAUGGAGGAUUUCACGGGAGGAGUUACAGAGUUCUUUGAGUUGUCCGAGGCAUCUAAAGAUCUCUACAACAUCAUGAAGAAGGCGCUGGAGAGAGGCUCACUGAUGGGCUGCUCUAUAGAUAUUUUUUCAGCCAGUGAAAUGGAGACUCGGACUGAUCAGGGGCUGGUUAAAGGUCAUGCCUACUCCAUCAUAGGCCUGGCAGAGUGCGAUGAGGUUGGAAAGGACAGCAGAAUUCGUCUGAUUCGCUUGCGUAAUCCCUGGGGUUUUGUGCUGUGGAAGGGACCAUGGAAUGCAAAUUCACCGGAAUGGUCAACCAUUUCCAUCGCAGACAAAGAAAAUCUGAAAAAACAGACCAUAGAGUCAAGUGAGUUUUGGAUGUCUUUUGAUGAUUUCAAGAAGAACUUCACAAAGCUGGAGAUGUGUAACCUGACGCCCGACACGCUGCAGGGUGAUGAAAGACAGAGCUGGACGGUUUCGGUCAAUGAGGGUCGCUGGGUGAGAGGCAGUUCUGCUGGUGGCUGCAGGAACUUCCCAAACACAUUUUGGACCAACCCUCAGUAUCGGCUGCAGCUGUACGAGGAGGAUGACGAUCCAGAGGACGGGCAGGUGGCCUGCACUGUCGUUGUGGCUCUGAUGCAGAAAGGUCGACGAAUGCAGCGUCAUCAAGGAGCUAAAUUUCUCACCAUUGGAUUUUCCAUCUAUGAGGUGCCUAAGGAGAUGUGUGGACAGAAUCAGCAUCUGCAGAAGGACUUCUUCCUGUACACGGCCUCCAAGGCUAAAUGCAAGACCUACAUUAACUUGCGGGAGGUAACAGAGCGAUUUCGUCUGCCACCUGGGGAGUACGUCAUCAUCCCCACAACCUUUGAACCCCAUCAAGAGGGAGAGUUCAUCCUCAGGGUCUUCUCUGAGAAGCAGAGCACGUCCGAGGAAGUGGAGAAUGAAAUCGGCUCCGACCAAACACAGCAAGACAAAAAAAAGAAAGAAAAGCCUAUUGUGUUUGUGUCAGACAGAGCACGAGCCAACAAAGAAAUCGAGCAUGACGGCAUUCGGGGGGAAAAGAAGAAAGCGAAGCGAAAACUACUCCAGCCUGAGGAGGAGACUGAAGAAGAAAAACAGUUCAGAGACAUUUACCAACAGAUUGCUGGUGAGGACAUGCAGAUUUGUGCCAGUGAACUCAAGACGGUCCUGAGGAACGUACUCACCAAACACAGUGAAAUAAAGACAGAAGGUUUUAGCCUUGAGACAUGUCGGAGUAUGAUCGCCUUGAUGGAUACUGAUGGGACAGGAAAGCUGAACCUGCAGGAAUUCAAACACCUGUGGAAGAAGAUCAAGUCAUGGCAGCUCAUCUUCAGACGUUACGACAAAGACAAAACCUCCUGCAUCAGUAGUUUUGAGAUGAGGACCGCUGUUAAUGAUGCAGGAUUUCACCUCAACACACAGUUAUAUAAUAUCAUCGCCAUGCGCUACGCAGACGAGCGCCUCAACAUCGACUUUGACAGUUACAUCUGCUGUUUUGUGAGGCUGGAGGGCAUGUUCAGAGCUUUCAAUGCUUUCGACAAAGACGGAGAUGGAAUAAUCAAGCUCAACGUCCUUGAGUGGCUUCAACUGACCAUGUAUUCUUAAGUCCACUUUGUGAUCAUUGCUGUAGCUGCAGUUGGUGCUCACAUUCAUGACUCAGCAUUUGGGCAACCACUUUUCAGUAUUUUUGCACAGAUUUUGCGAUACCAAAUGACUAAAGUAAAAAUCACGUUUGAGGAUUUCUCCAAAAGCAAUAUUUAUAUUUGUCAUCCCUGAAUCAAUAAUAGGUCAGAUUUAAUGUCACCUUUCUUUUAGCUUAUUUUAAAGUGACUGCCAUCCUGUCAGUAAUGCAACCGAUUCCUCAAGUGCCACCAGUUUUCCUAGACUCUACAUGCUGAUGAAAGAUCACUGCUUCAAGCAAUGACGAAGUGUAAUGAUGUGAACAGAUGUUUUUGCAAAUGUAGAAUUGACCUUUGCUGCCAAAGCUUCUGUGUAGUCAACAAAAUGUGGUUCAUAAUGCAAAGCUAGAAGUAUCAAUUUUGAAAGAAAUAAACAUGAUUGUGAGAAGUGA
Scatophagus argus is the source of this 3217-nucleotide messenger RNA. RefSeq names its product calpain 3b (gene capn3b). Gene Ontology annotation, cellular component: cytoplasm. Gene Ontology annotation, molecular function: calcium-dependent cysteine-type endopeptidase activity; calcium ion binding. The record is from RefSeq and is a predicted model, not a curated record. Bases 439 to 2751 code for a protein of 770 amino acids. Lineage: Eukaryota; Metazoa; Chordata; Actinopteri; Scatophagidae. Gene Ontology annotation, biological process: negative regulation of apoptotic process; proteolysis. The transcript is spliced from 23 exons.